GGCGCCCCUACAUUAACAUCCAGAAACCAGAUAACAGUGGAGGGCGAGGGUGAAUCCACAUUCCACAGACCACCCACCCUAUUGACUAGUGGAGACAGGAUACUGACUGGUGCCGAUAUUUUUGUUGGUUUUUAAUUUUGAUACUUGUUUUCAAUAAUAUAACGAUUAUUGGUUUGUGUACAUAGUUGUUCCUGCUCAAGUAGGGUAAUUUUUCAGCCAAAAUGAACAAGCAAUAUUCUUGUAUCAUUUUUUGUAAUGAAUCUGAUGUGAAUGAAGAGUCAGUAGCUGAAGUCCCUAUCACAUGGCUAGAUGAGACAAAUACUAUUUGUAAAUGGCCUCCUUCCCCUGCCCUGGUUUCUUUAUAUAUAAAUAGAUAUAAGACACCCAUGGAUAAUUGGAUCUCCUACAAUGUUAAAGUAACUGCUACUUUUGCAACACUUGAAGAAGCCCGUAAUUUCAAUAAGGGUGAAAGUAAUGUCAGUUGCAGUGGGCGUAGAUUGGUGAAAUCACCAGACAUUUAUAGCCCAGAUGAAUUUUUGGAACCUAGGAAAGUUAAAAGACCAACUCUACCGCCCAAUAUUGACCAUAGUAAUAUUAGACCCUUAGUGCAAUCAUACAAUGAAGAUUCUCCAGAGAACUAUCCAGAUAAGGUGUAUACGGUGCUUCAAGGUCCAAACCGCGAAUGUAUUGAAAGUGAGGAUGAUAUAAGUGAAGCUUCAGGAUACAAUUCUGAGCCCAUCAGUUAUCCAUCCAUGGAAUCAGGCCCACAUGUGGCAUCAGUCAGUGCCCCUGCUGAUAUUUCCAAAGAAACACGCCCACAUGUGGCAUCAGUCAGGGCCCCUGAUAUUCCGAAAGAAACAGCAGAAUCCUGUUUGAAUGACAGGAUAAUAAAUCUAUUACUAGAUAUUAAACUGGAAAUCGGUACUUUAACGAACAAACUAACGGAACAAGGACUGUUAAAUGUAGAGAGUGACCCAAUAUUGGAAACUUUACCUCUGAAAAAUCUAGAGGAUUUUCGAAGUCUCGAAGGAAAAGUUAAUACAGACCCAAUAUUGAAGAAGAAACUGUACAAAACCUAUGAGUCAAUAGGCGGAAAUGGCAGUAGAGAUUUUGUGAUAAGGUGUUUGAAGAGGUCAUUCACAAAUGAAAUGGCUGAGCUUUGCUCAUGGACAGGUCAGAAGGACAAUUAUAAAGUAGCUGAUAGCCCAGUUUUGAAACUACUAUACAUGGCAGUUAAGAAGACAACUGGGGUGUCAGAAAAAGAUUUCGAAAUCUGUGUCAAGGACUGGCUGCGACAUGCAAAACAAAGGAAAGAGAGAAUGUUGAAAAAAAACAAUGAAUAGUGUUUGUUAUUAGUUUUUUUAUUUUUUUAGACAGAAUUGUUGUUUUAUUUCAAAAUAAAUUUUUAUUUUCAUGUUUCAUCGAAAAUGAUCGUUUUGUUAUUAUCAUGAUCAUCUGGUCUGGUAACAUGUUUUAUUGUUGAACAUUAAUUUUGAUAUUGGCCUGAAAGAAUAAGGUUUAUUCUGGUAGAUUCAAUAUUCUGAAGUUUUGUUGCAAAAAGAGUGUUACUAACAUGAUUGUGCUGUCAACCUUUCAAAAAUGAAAGUAAACACAUAUAGCUCAGCUAUGGCUCCCUGAUAUUCAGCAUGUCUCACUAUAACGCCUCCCCCCCCACAUAUAUCAGCUAUUAGUUCGUGCGAUUACUACCAAAUUUGGACUAGUAUGAAUAACCAUCAAUACGAUGAUCGUAUUGAUUUUUAUUCAUACCAGUCCAAAUUUGGUUAAAAUCGCACAACUAAUAGCUGGGAUAUAAGUGGGCGGGGUGGGGGGGGGGGUUAAGGUGAGUCAUGCUGUAUAAACCGAGUCAGCAGCAGUCCCCAGUCCUUUUAUUGAAUUUUGAUACCCAUAAAGAGGUCUAAUAUGAGUUCCAAAGGGAUUUCAAAAGUAAGUAUUUUUUCAAUAUCACAUAGCAUGCCAAAAGCGAAAUUUUAGUUAGAUUAUAAUUGAAUCUAUCAUUGAGGUUAGUAUGUGCACUUCAUGUGAGGUGAAAAAAGAAUGAUAUUGCAAAGUCUCCAAGAAAAAUCUCAUUCAAAGACUGAAUGUAGAUAUAGAUUUCACUACUGAAGUUGAUAUUUGAAUAAUAACACAGAAAUGAUGUCUUAUUGAAAUCAUAACUGAAUCUCCUAUUUAAAUGGAUACUAUGUUCUCUAUGUGUGCGAAAAAGGGAAUAGAAUAAAGAUGUCUCGAGAAAACCUCCCAUGAAACUACUCGAUGUGGUUAUUAAAAAAACAUUUAUUGACUCGAAAAUGUCCACAAAGUGACAACAGAUGGAUGUUUUAUUGAAGCUAUUUUUCCAAAUCUCGUUUUGAUCAACACAAUGAUAUGAAAUGCGCACUUGAUGUCGCGGACAUUUCGCAGCAAAUGCGAGCGGGAGGCAAUGUUUUUGGUAUAUCGCAUGCGAAGUUUUAAUCACAAAGUUACUUCCAUAGUACUUCACAGUUACUUCCUUGUGUUUGCUGGGUUGAAAAUAUACAA
Molecule: messenger RNA, 2535 nt
Organism: Phaedon cochleariae (mustard beetle)
Lineage: Eukaryota; Metazoa; Arthropoda; Insecta; Coleoptera; Chrysomelidae
Source: the annotation of a GenBank genome assembly